Haplochromis burtoni (Burton's mouthbrooder) is the source of this 5996-nucleotide messenger RNA. RefSeq names its product plasminogen activator, tissue (gene plat). Bases 3120 to 4943 code for a protein of 607 amino acids. The record is from RefSeq and is a predicted model, not a curated record. Gene Ontology annotation, molecular function: serine-type endopeptidase activity. Gene Ontology annotation, biological process: smooth muscle cell migration; plasminogen activation. NCBI's taxonomy places the organism in Eukaryota, Metazoa, Chordata, Actinopteri, Cichliformes, Cichlidae. The transcript is spliced from 15 exons.
CUUUGUAUUAAGAUGUCACCGCGGUGGAGGUUUACAUGCACCAGAGGAUUCUCCUGCAACAAACUCCGUUUUACUACGUUACCCUGUCGCUCGUUAUUAUGAAACAGUAAUUAUUAAAGGUUAUUCAGUUAAUUGGAUCCGCUUUAUGUGAUGAUGAUAAUGGUGUUGCAGGGAUUUUGCGCGGUUCCAACUAAACGUGUCAAUUGUAAUUAAUUAUCAUGUUUUAUAAAAAACAAUCAAAAGGAACUGAACAUUUUUUUAACUGGUGUGUAGUCUUGUGAUAGAGAUAUAUUAAGGUGUCUCUUGGCAUAUAAUGCCAUAGAUUAAAAUAAUUAGAAUAAUAGUACAGCAUAAACAGCCAAAACUGUACUAACAAGUGUUUCAGCUAAUACAGGAUGUCGGUUAAGGUGUGACUUUUUUCUUUGUCUAUUUAAUGUCAUGCACGUUGCAGCACCACUCAUAAAAGUUUUGGGUAAGCUGUGUGAGGAAAAAAAACUAUCUUGCAGCCUAUGAAGUCAUUUAUGUGGAACAUCUCAUACUUUUCUCACCCUGACCUCAGCAGCUCUCCACAUCCUCCUCCACCUGCUAAGUUUGGUGGGAGUCUAAAAUCACAUACACCACUUUUCAAUUUGCGUAAUCAAAACUGACACAAAUUGCUGUACAGCUUCUUUAAAACAUGGUGAUAUCGUGCUUUGCUGCUGGACUGUGUGUGUAUUAUCAAGCUGGAUUCCACAAUGCCUCAGUAUGUGUUUCUGUGUACCAGCUUGAGCCAAGCCGAGUGUAGCUAAUGAGCUGGAUCUGCGUCUGAGCUGGCGCUCUUGAGAGCGUUCUCCUCCUUAGCAUCUGUCAGCGCUGAUGUUGUCCAUCGCACUGAUAAUCUGUACUGCUGUGUGCUGAGAGAAAGUAGAGUUUGUAACUGGUAUCUGCUUUCCUGGCAGUGUGGUCAGCUGGAUUUUUGCCUUACACUUAUGUUUGUGAGUCAUAGGAUCAGCACCUGGGGUCUUACAGCUUUAAGCCUUCUUAUAUAUCUGUAGUCUUCCUUUCUGACCAAACCUUCAUUUACUUCACACAAUGGCCUCGAGACUGGAUGUAAAAUACAUCAAUGCCUACAUGUGUCUCUGCAGACCUCGAGCUGGCAUGACUCAGGAGGAUUCAUUCUCUUUCUGCUGACCUCUGGGAUUUAAUUCCCCAGAACACCCUACCGUUUUUUUGCCUUUCUUCAUUUUCUUUCUGAGGUCUUCAUCCUUGCAUCCUGUCCUGCAUAGCUGUCUCAGAUUCCACUAUCUCGCCACUUCUAACAUCAGCAACUGCUCCCAUAACCUGCAUUUCUUCAUUUUAGGAGCUUGGGUUUCAUUCCGAUAAAGAUUGCAAAGUAUCAUAUUGCACACAGAGGGAAGGCAACAAUGCUGCUCUCUGUUCUGUGGGAGUUUACGGAGCCAGAUCACAGCUGCUUUGUUGAAGCUUGACUGAAAUCCCCCAAGUAAAGUAUGCAUAAUAACUUCGAAACAUCUUACAUGACAUCACAUGCCAUGACAGAUCCUAACAGUCACUCUACACACAUGCAAACCUCUUACUCAAAAGAAUAAUACCUACUGAAAGUAUGGUAAAGAUUCAGCAAUACCAUCAGUUCAGACCUGUUCAACGCUUUAAAGUUCAGAACCUCUUCUGAGAAAUACCAGUAAGAAACCAACUGUAAAUUUUUACACUGUAAAGGUGUUUCUUCUGCUAAUUCCCCCAUGUGCACCAGUGUGAACAGUCCUCCCACUCUUCACUACUUUAUUAAGUAUCAAGUGUGAUAUUUGUGUAGAUGAGAGACGGGAAGAGUGACCACAAACAUGCUCAAAGUACUAGAAAUUUGAAUUUCACUCAGAGGUGUAAACUUUGUUCCUUCACAGUCUCUAACUUUAACAUUUCAGCUUUGUCUCUAGUAGAGAAGCAUGCCUGACCCUUUUUAAAGUCAGUUGCUAAUAAUUUUUGCUGAAAAAUCUGAUGUCAGAGACCGUGGACAGCACUUAAGACUGAUUCCUUAAAAACACCAAAGUAGCAUGAACAUAACUGCUCUAUGUGCGUGUUUGUGUCUGUGUGCAUCUUAUCAUCUGCUGCAUAUGUUUGCUGUUUUCACGUGCUGCAACUCAUAGCAGCUGUUAUGACUCACAGUCUGACUGUUGCUACUCUGAAAAUGCUUUCAUUUCUUCCAUUCAUAACUGACCUACUAACUGGGGGAACCACACUCUCCACAGAGUGCAUACUUGGUUGUACAUGUUUCAGCUACUAAAAGUCUGGGUGUAUCAGACCAGUGUGUUAAGCCUCUCAGUGCCAGAAAGCUGUAUUGUGUCUCAUUUAGAGUUUACUGCUAUUUAUUGCUUAGGAUACUGUUUUAGAUCAGCUAGGGUUAUAAACUGUUAUAAGAUCAUUGCUACUGCAAAGUGGACCAAAGACUACAUAGAUAUCUGUAAUUAGUUGGAAUACUGUAAUAAGAUUCCAUAUUUUACACUUUUAUUAUUAUUACAACAUUAAAUUUAAGUCAUAUCAGAUAUUUUCCUUUUGAAAUAGCCACUUUUUAGUUAAAAACAGAUUAAAAUAGGCCUGACAGAUAAAUGUCUGACUUUUUGUCCAUGCUUCUGCAUUAUUAUCCACAUAGAUGCAUUAAAAGUUGUAAAACCGACCAUAUAAAAACAUAUAGUUGUACUGUAAGAUUACCAAAGGAAUGUUGUUUUUUUAUGGCCCCCAAGUGGGCCUCCGCAUGAAAGAUAUACUAGAAAGGGUGGAUGCACAUAUGUUAACAUCCGAUGAGUGUUUGUCGGCAAGUGUUUUCGUGCUUGCGUGUGUUGAUAUGUACGCCCGUUUCCUAAAUACAUGGGGCCUGUGCUGGUUGUGUUAUAGCAGGAAACACAUGUUUUAAGCUGACAGGGCCAGAGAGAGAAAGAGGGGCGACUGCACUGAGCUGAACAGCUGCACAAAGGAAACAAAAAAGAAAGUAGUGUUUUGUUGUCGCCCUGCCAGUUAGGUUCCACUGGGGGGUUACAGCACAGGACAACAGGGUUUUUAUUUGUCAGAGUCAAGAACAGCCUCCAAGAGACCUGCGUUCUUAAUGCAAACAGAAGACCUCUGGAAAAACCAUGACCAGGUCACUGCAACUAAUAGUGCUCCUCUGUGCUCUCUGCUGCUGCCUAGCGGACAAUGUGGAGCUUCUCCGCACUAAGAGAGGGACUCGUUUUUACAGAGGUGAGCCUUACAGGCAGCCAGCCAGAGGGACGCUUUUGAUUAUUCAUGUCCAGAAGUCUUCACCUUCCACUGACACCUCCUUACUUUGCAUGGAUAGUGAGACGUCUGCUGUGCGUAGUUUUGGGGACACUUGGCUACAAUGGAAGGGGCAGCGUGUGGAGUACUGCCGUUGUGAUUUAGGAGGACGAGCGCGUUGUCAUAUUGUGCCCGUAAUCAACUGCUACGUGUCUCAGUGUUAUAAUGGAGGAACCUGCAAGGAAGCUGUGUACACUUCAGACUACAUCUGCCAGUGUCCCCGAGGCUUCACUGGGGCUCAGUGUGAGAUCAACACCAAUGAGAAGUGUGUUGUGGGGCAGGGUGAUGGGUACCGUGGCACCGCGAGUGUCAGCCAAUCAGGAGCAGAGUGCAUCAACUGGAACUCAACAUCUCUGAGAGGAAGGAGGUUCACGGCUCGAAAAACAGACGCCAUCAGCCUUGGACUGGGCAAUCACAACUUCUGCAGGAACCCUGACGGUGACAGCUCUCCCUGGUGUUACAUCUAUAAAGGCACACAGAUUGAAUGGGACUUCUGUUCUUUGCCCAGAUGUUCAGAAGAUAAGCACAGAGAAUGUGCGCUCGGCUCUGGCCAGCAAUACCGAGGCACAGCAUCUGUCACCAAGAGCGGCUCUCGCUGCCUCCCGUGGGACUCUCCCGCUGUCAAGCGCAAGAUGUACAAUGCUUGGAGAAUGGACGCAUUGGAGCUGGGACUGGGCAGCCACAGUUUUUGCAGAAAUCCAGACAAUGACGCAGGUCCAUGGUGUCACACCUACAAAAAUAUGAUUCUGACCUGGGAGCUGUGCGACGUACCAAAAUGCUCGAGACGUCCGCCUAUGCCCACUCUUGACCCGCGUGCUCCCACCACUAAUAACAAUAACAGAGGAACAUGUGGCAAGCGUUUAGACAACACUUUAUCCCAACCAUCGUUCCGCAUGUUUGGAGGCAGAGCGAGUGAAAUCACGGAGCAGCCGUGGCAGGCGGCCAUAAAUUUUUACCAACCCCGUCACAAAAAGCACUUUCAUCUAUGCGGAGGAAUCCUCAUUGAUUCCUGCUGGCUCCUGUCUGCUGCACACUGCUUUGAAGAAAGAAACGAUGUAAAUAAACUGCAAGUAAUUUUGGGGAGAACGUUUCGGAAACAGAACUCCAGCAGCGAGCAGAUUUUCAGCGUCGAGAAACUCUGGAUCCACGAGAAAUAUGACAAGGAAACAUACGACAAUGACAUCGCUAUUUUGAAACUUAAGACGGACGUUGGCAUCUGUGCUGUAAACUCUCCAGAAGUUCUUCCGGCGUGUCUGCCCGAACGUGGGCUGGUGCUGCCCGACUGGACUGAGUGUGAGAUCUCAGGCUACGGAAAAGACGCAGAAUUUUCUCCAGAGUAUUCUGACCGUGUUAAGAGAGGUUAUGUUCGCCUGUGGCCCAAAGAGCGCUGUGUCCCAGGGGUGCUGUCUGGACGCACAGUUACCUCAAACAUGCUGUGUGCUGGUGACACUCGAGGCCUGGACGACGCCUGCAAGGGAGACUCUGGUGGCCCGCUUGUCUGCAGAUACAAUGACAGGAUGACUCUGAUGGGUGUGAUCAGCUGGGGCGAUGGGUGUGGCCAGAAAGAUAAACCUGGAGUCUACACCCGUGUCACCAAUUACAUUGACUGGAUUAACAACAUAGUUAAAGCAAACCCGGUUUAAAUCAAAAGAAGAUGCAAAUGAGAUGCUGGAGACCAAACGCAGAGGGUGGAACAAAUAUGUUUAUCAUUAAGUUGAUAGACUGAGACACCCACUGGACUGUUGAGGGCUGGCUCUAGAUCCCACCAGACAGAAAGCUUAUGUGAUAAUUGCCAUUUCUACAGAGACACACACGAAAGACCUCAAUCGGGAGUUUUUGUGCUCCUGGGUUUUAUGUUCGUUACAGUCUUCAGUGUGAAAGUGAAAAGAUGAACUGAAAACACAUUUUUUACCUUCUUUCUGGGAGGUUUUAAAGCUGUUUCCCCCCCUGAGCACUGGCAGUUAACCUAUCUAGAUAAAUAGGAAAAAAUAUGGAUAUCCCUCUGCUUUUUGUGGUUGAUUUAUACUUGUUUAUACAAAAUGACACAGUGGCACGCUUAAGAUCAAAAGCACUUUUAAUCCUCACUCAAAUAGGCCUUUACUUUGCAGAGUACAGUGAAACACAUGGGGAUGUUUCUCCACAGGGCAUUUUAAAGUCCUUUGUCAGGAGGACUUGUCUUAUAGCUGAGAGAUACAUUUACUUAAUUAGUUUAAUGCAAAAUGUUCUGCAUUUGCUCACAAAAGGGCCUUCAUCCAAACCACAAUCUGCUGGUUCAGAUUCUGCUUGUUUUUGCAGAUUUUAAUAGUUUGGCACUCUGCUGUGUUGCGCUGUAGAUUUGAACUUGUGGGAGAAGGUAACAGGAAAUACUGCCUCAUUCUGGAAACCUGUGUCUUAGGAAGAGUUCAGCUGCACCUGGGCUGAGCCCAUACUUGUAUGUAACAUGUAUAUUAUAUAUUGUAUACUGCUUAUUGACUGCAAAACUCAAAUCUGUAAGAAACUCAUGUCUUUUGUGAGAAUCUGGAUUUUAGAAGUUUUGUAUUAAGUUAAUGUUCAUGUUUGUUUUAUAUUAUUUUGUAGAAAUCUAAAUAUCUUACUUAUCCCUGUAUUGCCACUUGAUAAUUUAUUGUUGCUUGAUAAUUGUUAUUGCCUUUCUACCAUAUUCAGUAAUACCAUUGUCAAUAAAUAACAUUUGAAAU